Acanthopagrus latus (yellowfin seabream) is the source of this 1125-nucleotide messenger RNA. RefSeq lists its product as uncharacterized. The annotation marks the transcript as partial. The transcript is spliced from 2 exons. The record is from RefSeq and is a predicted model, not a curated record. NCBI's taxonomy places the organism in Eukaryota, Metazoa, Chordata, Actinopteri, Spariformes, Sparidae.
CAACAACCACAGCUGCUCCAACAACAACAACCACAGCUGCCCCAACAACAACAACCACAAUGGCUCCAACUACAACAACCACAGCAGCUCCAACUACAACAACCACAGCUGCCCCAACAACAACAACCACAGCUGCCCCAACGACAACAACCACAGCGGAUCCAACAACAACAACCACAGCUGCCCCAACAACAACAACCACAGCUGCUCCAACAACAACAACCACAGCUGCCCCAACUACAACAACCACUGCGGCUCCAACAACAACAACCACAGCUGCCCCAACUACAACAACCACAGCUUCCCCAACUUCAACAACCACAGCGGCUCCAACAACAACAACCACAGCAGCUCCAACUACAACAACCACAGCAGCUCCAACAACAACAACCACAGCUGCCCCAAGUACAACAACCACAGCUGCUCCAACAACAACAACCACAGCUGCCCCAACAACAACAACCACAAUGGCUCCAACUACAACAACCACAGCAGCUCCGACUACAACAACCACAGCAGCUCCAACUACAACAACCACAGCUGCUCCAACAACAACAACCACAAUGGCUCCAGCUACAACAACCACAGCUGCCCCAACUACAACAACAACUGUGGCUCCAACAACAACAACCACAGGGGCUCCAACAACAACAACCACAGCUGCUCCAACAACAACAACCACAGCAGCUCCAACAACAACAACCACAAUGGCUCCAACUACAACAACCACAGCUACUCCAACAACAACAACCACAGCUGUGCCAACUACAACAACCACAGCUGCUCCAACAACAACAACCACAGCUGCUCCAACUACAUCAACCACAGCAGCUCCAACAACAACAACCACAGCUGCCCCAACAACAACAACCACAGCUGCCCCAACGACAACAACCACAGCGGAUCCAACAACAACAACCACAGCUGCCCCAACAACAACAACCACAGCUGCUCCAACAACAACAACCACAGCUGCCCCAACUACAACAACCACUGCGGCUCCAACAACAACAACCACAGCUGCCCCAACUACAACAACCACAGCUUCCCCAACUUCAACAAUCACAGCGGCUCCAACAACAACAACCACAGCAGCUCCAACUACAACAACCACAGCAGCUCCAA